Messenger RNA from Drosophila serrata, 964 nucleotides. RefSeq names its product RNA polymerase-associated protein RTF1 homolog. The record is from RefSeq and is a predicted model, not a curated record. Gene Ontology annotation, cellular component: Cdc73/Paf1 complex. Gene Ontology annotation, molecular function: RNA polymerase II C-terminal domain phosphoserine binding; DNA binding. NCBI's taxonomy places the organism in Eukaryota, Metazoa, Arthropoda, Insecta, Diptera, Drosophilidae.
GCAAUUGAAAAGCCACUCUAAAACCCCUGUGGAAUCAAAAACAAAGCAGGCUGGACUCUUUAAAACUCUGGUAAAGAUGUCCAAGAAAUUGCGCCUGCAGGGGGAAGAACCUUCGGAACAUCAACAACACCCACGACGACGUCGUCCUGCCUCGGAAAUAAUACGUGAACUAAGGCGUUUAAGAGCCACACCCCUGAGGGUCGAGGAUGAGAAUGAGCCUUGGACCGGAAACCAGGUGAAGGUGCCUCCACCGGAUCUGCCUGUCACCAGUCUGGAGCAACUAGAGCAACUCCGUUUGACUCGACACAAGAUCAGUCUCCUGAUAGUUCGUCCUUUCUUUGAACAGGCUGUCACAGGAUGCUUUGUGAGGAUAAAUGUCAAUAGCGCAGGGGAGCCACCUGAUCAUCGCAUUGCCGAAAUCCUGGACAUUUUGGAGCUAGACUAUGGCUACAAAUUGGAUGACAUUCCCACAAAUGCUGCCCUAAAACUGCGCUAUGAGGAUCUCAUAGUGCCGCAUGAGAUUAAUGAUGUAUCCAAUAUGGCCUUUACCCAGGAAGAGUUUGAAUUGUGGCGCAUAAAUCUCAUUCAACAGGCCAUUCAGCCGCCUACAACCUCGAUGGUGACCAGAAAGAAAAUUGAGCUAUAUAAUGCCCUUCAGGCUGAGGCUAAAGGUUUAGCCCUGAUCCGGCAAAGUUUUCGCUUAAACAUUCGUCCUCCGGACAAGGGAGGAAUCCUUGAAAGACAUGGCGGUGUUUAUCCCUGGCGUUUGAAGAAGCCUUCAUCCUCGUUACCUUUCAGGGGUUUUAUAGGAGAAGCUUAUCCGAUUCUAAGGGCAAUGCCGGAGGUCCCUGAACCAAAAAAGAAAGAUGGAGCAGGAGCUUUAUAUAUUUGAUUUGAUCUGAUACUAAAUUUAUGUUUAAAUCAUUAAUGAAUAGUGCAUGAAAUGCAUAAGGUUUCCUUCAAA